AUGUCAAAAUUUACUGGUAAUGAACUUGAAAUUAAAAUUAAUCCAGAAUUAGAAGAAGAGAUUAAUGGCACAAUUUUAAAUGAAGCUUGUGUUGUAAUUAAUCUCAGGAAAAAUUUUGAUAAAUG
Messenger RNA from Funneliformis caledonium, 125 nucleotides. The record is from the annotation of a GenBank genome assembly. Lineage: Eukaryota; Fungi; Glomeromycota; Glomeromycetes; Glomerales; Glomeraceae.